AUGGAGCCAGAGGAAUUGGUGUGGGUUCCUCACCCAAAUUUAGUAUAUGCAAUCGGACGGAUAAAGAAAACUAUUGAUUCAAAUCAAAUCGUAGUGGAACUUGAACACGAUGGAUCCGAGGUUUCAACUGCAAAGAAUGCGAUCCAAAUAAUAAAUCCUUUUGACCUACGCGAUUUUACAGAUAUGGUUAAAAUCAACGAUUUAUCAGAGGCAUAUUUACUUCACAAUUUAAAACAUAGAUAUCAAAAUAAUAAAAUAUAUACAUGGAUUGGAAAUGUAUUAGUUUCAAUCAAUCCUUUUAAAUCGAUAAAUAAUUUAUAUGGACCUGAAAAACUGACGCUGUACAGCGAUGUUUCUAAAGUCAGAGAAUUGGAUCCACAUAUUUUUUCAGUUUCAUCGUUGGCCUAUGCAGGUCUGCGGUCUGAUCGAAAAUCACAAUCAAUUAUUAUCAGUGGUGAGUCUGGCAGUGGAAAGACAGAGGCAUCGAAAUCGUUGCUCGAAUUUCUGGCGCAUCGAUCGGGUGGAGGCACAAUCGCCACCGACAUUCUCAGAUCGAAUCCAAUCCUGGAAGCUUUUGGAAAUGCCACGACAACUCGUAACAAUAAUUCCUCACGUUUUGGUAAAUUUAUUAAAGUCGAAUUCGACUCAAAUGGCGCGAUGCGUGGUGCACUCAUUGAGACAUAUCUGCUGGAGAAGAGUAGGAUUUCACAUCGUCCCGAUCUCGGCAAUAUGAAUUACCAUAUUUUUUAUUAUCUUGUGAAUGGCGCAUCGCCCGACGAGCGCAAAAAGUGGUCGCUCGACGACAAGAGUGUAGAGCGGUUCCGCUAUCUCCAGGCAUCGCCAGAGGUUCUAAUGAAAUUCAACCGAUCGUCGCCAGACGGUUUGGAUGCAGCACACAAGAGCUAUCAGCGUGUUAAAGAAGCAUUGAUGGUGUUUGGUGUCGGUGUCGACGAGUGCAAUUCAAUCUUUCAGACGGUGGCGGCCAUUCUCCACCUCGGAAACAUAGAGUUCAUCAAAGAUGAAUCCAACUAUGCUGCUAUAGACGAACGUUGCCAGACAUCGCUUAAUACGACGGCACAGCUGCUUGGCUAUCCUCCUACUCUCUUCAAAACCGCGCUGAUAUCACGUAAUUUGAAAGCGAUCGGAAGAGGAUCGGUCUAUUCGCGGCCGAUGGAAGUUGUGCAGGCAGAGGAAGCACGUGAUUCUCUUGCCAAGUCACUGUAUGCCAAGAUCUUCCAGUUCAUCGUUGAGAAGAUCAACAAACGAUUCCUGGAGAAUCAGGAAAAGUCGAAAAAUGGAAGUCUGCGGGGCAGUGCCGACAAGCUGUUCAUCGGUGUGCUGGACAUCUUUGGAUUCGAGAAUAUGACGUCGAAUAGCUUGGAGCAACUCUUGAUAAACUUUACCAAUGAGAAACUUCAGAGUCAGUUCAUCCAGGAGGUGUUUGAGCGUGAGCAACGCGAUUACUCUGCCGAAGGUAUCAGUUGGAGCAGUGCGCACUUCACCGAUAACAAACAGUGUUUGGAGCUGAUCGAGAAGAAAGGACAGGGUGAUGUAGUCUACCAGAUGGAUGGAUGGCUAGAGAAGAACAGAGACACUCUGUUUGGCGACUUGGAAGAGUUAUUAAGUGGUAGUUCAAACCUGUUUGUUCGUUCUCUAUUUCAAAAACAAACAACAACAACAACAGCAACGACAACAAAUAGCAGUAGCAACAACAAGAAAGCAUCGGGUACUUCUGUGGCCGGUCAAUUUCUUGAACAGUUGAAUUCACUUUUAAAUACAUUGUCAACUACGACACUCUCUUAUGUGCGUUGCGUUAAACCCAAUUCAACGUUGAGUGCUGAUAGCUUCAAUUCUAUACAAGUGAUAACUCAGCUGCGAAGUGUUGGUUUACUGUCGACUGUACAAGUACGAAAGCAAGGUUAUUCUUAUAGACGCGAUUUCAAACUAUUUAUUACUAGAUAUUCAAUCAUUUUAAAAAAACUACAGAAACAACAACAAGAUAAAUCAACAAACAAGAGUAACACACCGACGGACAACAUGCAACUGGCAAAGAGUAUAUUGGAGUAUUUAGAGAUGGAACAUAUCAAUCAAUUAAAACAACAAAAGAGAUAUAGUAAUAGUAAUAGUAAGAAGCUUUUAAGUCAGAUAGGAAAGACAAAGGUGUUUCUCACCGACGAAUUGUAUAUAUUAUUAGAAAAGUUAAGAGAACAGUGUAUAGAGGAUGCAGUUAGAGUUAUUCAACGAUGUUAUAAGAUGUAUAUUCAGAGGAAACAAUUUACAUUGAAGAGACAGAGUGCGUUAUUACUUCAAUGUUGUAUAAGAUCACAUUUGAGAAGAAAGGAAUUUGGAGUGAAGCUAGUCGCCGAGAGGAAGCGAUUGGAGGAAGAGAGAGUGCGUGAGGAAGAGAAGCGCAGAAAGGAAGAGGAGAAGAAGCGUAAGGAAGAGGAGAAACACAGAGCCGAGGAAGAGUCAAAGCGAAAAAAGGAAGAGGAGAAAAGAAAACGUGAGGAGGAAGAGAAGCUGCGUAAAGAGGAAGAGAGACUGCGAAAGGAGGAAGAACGACUAAGAAAAGAGGAGGAGAAGAAGCGAAAGGAAGAAGAGAAGCAUAGAAAAGAGGAAGAGAAGAAGAAGAAAAAGGAGAGACCAAUUGCAGCAUCCUCACCACUGCCUAACAAUAGCAAUAGCGCCGGUAGUGCUGCAUCUAGCAGUAGUGAAGGUGAAGAAGACAUUAUACUGCACCAUAGAAGUAGUUUCGAGGAGGGAAGUGUCAGUCACAGCAACCAUCCGCCAAGCUCACCCAUUGAGAUUUGGAGAAAGCGUGAAAUCAAGUCGUCCAACAAGGUAAUGAAUUCACCACCCCUCAGACAACGACAUCAUGGUGCAUCACCUUCUUCAACUUCUUCAACCUCAACUACAUCGACAUCCACAUCUACAUCCACUACAAGCAUAACUUCACAACCACAUUUAAAUACAACAACAACAACACCAUCACAACCAAUUCCAAUAGUUAACAAUAACAAUGGAAAAGGUAGAGAUGGAUGGGUUGCUAGACCAUCACCCACUGGCAGACCAUCGCCCUCCACCUAUAGACAAACAAGAAUCGGUAGACUGACGUUACGUUCAUCGAAUAUCGACUUGAUGAAACUUAGCGGUGGUAGUUCACCUUCUUCUUCACCAUCCUCUGGUACACCAAAGAACGGAUCUCCAAACUCGACACCUCCACUCUCACUUUCACCCAACAUCAGUAACAACAGUACACCUCCCAGUGUAAUAUCACCAAUAUCAUCACCUGCAAUGUCAUCGACCUCAUCAUCACCAAUGAUGUCAUUCAGUUUAUCACCUCCAACCAACAGCAUUGAAACACCACCAGUCAUCUACCCAGAAGAAUCAGAGAAGAAUCUACAAAUGAGAACGAAAAUCAUUGAAGAAAUUAUUGAAACUGAAAAAGAUUAUGUUAGAGAUUUACAAAUAGUUUUAGAUGUAUUCUUAACACCGAUAAGAGAUAAAUCAAUGUUACAACUAAAGGAUAUAAAUACUUUGUUCUCCAAUCUCGAGAUAUUGCUUAGUAUCAAUAAGACAAUGUUGGAAGAGUUGGAGAAAGACGAUGAACCUUCUCACUAUCGAACCAAGGUUGGUCAGGCAUUCGAGAAGAUGUCUCACUACCUGAAGAUGUACAAUGCCUAUUGCUCAAACCAGCAGGCAGCUCUAAAGAUUCUCGAGGACGAACAGGAGAAGAACGAAGCAUUCAAGAACUUCCUCGAGAGUUGCAUGUCCGACAGUAGAUGUCGUGGACUGCCACUGCUCAGCUUCAUUAUCAAGCCGGUGCAAAGAAUAUGCAAGUACCCACUGUUGCUACGUGAGACUCUGAGGUACACUGCCGAGCAUCAUCCGGAGCGAGUUCCACUCGAAGAGGCAGAGAAGAAGAUCAACAUCGUUGUUACGUCGGUCAACGAAGGCAAGCGAACAGUAGAGAUGUUCCAAAAGAUCCUCGAGAUACAAUCGACCAUCGAGAAUAUCGACGACGAUCUCGUCAAGCCCGGACGUGUUCUCCUACAAGAGGCAACGGUAACCUCUGUGCGUGAACUUGGUGCCACCAACGACACCACCCUCCAACGUUCGAUCUUCCUCUUCAACGACCUCAUUCUCAUUUGCGGUCCUGCAAGCGUCAUCACGAAUGCAAUCAACAACUUCAAAACAAAGAAACACAUCUACAGACUAAAAGGUAGAAUACCAAUUUCAGAAGCAAGAAUUAUGUUUGUUAGUGAUACAGAUUCUGUUAAAUAUGCAUUGGAAAUAUGUCAUUUGAAAGAUGAUAAUUCAAAAUAUAUUCUUUGUUUCAAUACGGAAGUACAGAGAAGUCAAUGGUUGAAACAAAUCAAAUCAAUGAUUCAGGAAUAUAAAUUCAAUCUAUCGAAACUAUCAUCUCCAUUAAGAUCAUCACCGAUUUCGCAAUCAACAACCAAUCUUCAUUCACUCUCACCCAUUAUCGUUAAUAAAUCCUGA
Molecule: messenger RNA, 4503 nt
Organism: Heterostelium album PN500
Lineage: Eukaryota; Evosea; Eumycetozoa; Acytosteliales; Acytosteliaceae
Gene: myoM
Product: calmodulin-binding protein
Exons: 5
Coding region: 1-4503 (1500 amino acids)
Biological process (GO): actin filament organization; vesicle transport along actin filament
Cellular component (GO): myosin complex; cytoplasm; actin cytoskeleton
Molecular function (GO): ATP binding; actin filament binding; guanyl-nucleotide exchange factor activity
Source: RefSeq, a predicted model, not a curated record